GCGGACAGAAAAGACACACAACCAGCGUACUGUUUGAAGUAGCUUGACUUCUUUAGCAACAUGCAGUUUUCGAAGAAUAUGUUUACCCAAGUGGUUUUCAUUGCCACUAUUACCACGAUUGUCUUGAUGCUCUGCGCACCGGUGGAAGUUGGUGCUAGAGCAGCGAGUUCUUUUGUCACCAGCACCAUCACGGUUACUGUAACGUCAAUUGAUAAGAAAAUUUGUGGAAAGCUGGUCAACGUCACUGCUGCUUGUCGUCGGCGUCGCAAUUUUGAAUUCGAGAGGCCUGAAAUCCUGACAUUUGAUGAAGACAUUGACGAAGCGAUCGACUUGGCCUUUAGGAAUGUUUAUAUUCAUAAACAGUUUACUCCUACCAAAACACUCGGUAUGGAAGUGACGCCGUUGGUCUAUUUGCCGCCUCUGAGGUCAUCUGCACGUAAACCACAGAUUGCGAGCUUUCACUCUGGUAUUGAAUCGUCUAUGCCAACUUACAUGUUUGGCAGCCGAAACAAGAAUCCUUACCUAGCCCCGAGUGCCUAUCAACAACAAGCCGAACUACAGAAGCAACAGUUGGACCAAGAAAAUCGUGUGUUUUUCUCCGCCUUGUCGCUUGCCAACUUGUUGAACAAGGUCACCGUAACAUACACCACCUACACUACGAAAACAAAAACGGAAGUCCAGAAUACUGAAGCUACCUUUUUCGUAGUCGGAUGCACGCCAAAUCCGUUCCCUUUCAGCGUUUGCGCUGGUAAACGUUAAGAAAUGGUGACUUUGGAAUAUCUUACUCAAAAUUACAAUUGAUGGCCACGACACUGU
This is a messenger RNA of Daphnia carinata, 816 nucleotides long. RefSeq lists its product as uncharacterized. The record is from RefSeq and is a predicted model, not a curated record. Bases 61 to 759 code for a protein of 232 amino acids. The transcript is spliced from 4 exons. NCBI's taxonomy places the organism in Eukaryota, Metazoa, Arthropoda, Branchiopoda, Diplostraca, Daphniidae.